Messenger RNA from Didymodactylos carnosus, 954 nucleotides. Lineage: Eukaryota; Metazoa; Rotifera; Eurotatoria; Philodinida; Philodinidae. The record is from the annotation of a GenBank genome assembly.
AUGAUAUUCGAGAGGAUUCCAAACAGUCGUAAAUCACUUCGAUCAUCACCUUGUUCGCUCUAUUUUCUUGCAUCAGCUAUUAAUAAUUUUUUUGUCUUGUAUUUUUCUUUAAUAACACGUUUAUUAUCUGAUGGCUUUUCAAUUGAUCCAACAAGUAAUUCAAUGGCAUUUUGUAAAAUACGUUAUUAUUUUUCAUAUAUAUUUUUUGCUUUAUCACCCUAUUUUACAGUAUUAGCUUCUAUAGAUCGAUAUUGUGUAAGUUCAUCAAAUCCGAAUAUCCGUCGAUUUAGUAAUCGUACAGUUGCUUAUCGUGCAAUUUCAAUGACAAUUUUAUUUACAUUGUUGAUUUAUAUGCAUAUGGCGAUUUAUUUUCAAGUUAAUACCAUUCCCUUUAUACCAAUAACUUAUUGUUAUACACGUCCCGGUACAUAUGCAACGUUUUAUGCAUUGUUCUAUCUAAUAUUUUAUUGUCUUCUACCACCUGUUCUAAUGGGAACAUUUGGUCUAUUAACUAUACUAAGUAUUCGACAACAUCGUCAACGUAUAGUACCAAGUACUGUUAAUAUUAGCCGUGGAAAAAAACGUGAUAAACAAUUGUCAAGAAUGCUUCUAAUUCAAAUAAUAACAGAAGUUUUAUUAGUGAUGCCGUUCGCCAUAAUGCAGUUAAUUUUAGUAAUCCUAAACUAUGUGAAUGACAUAAUAACUUUCGUGGCAGCCUUAACUGUUUUACCAUUAUUCUUUAGUUAUUGUACAAGUUUUUAUAUUUAUACAUUGAGUGCACGUUUAUAUCGUACUGAAUUAUUUAGAGUUAUUGAUUUAAUACUUAAACGUUUAUUUGGUAGCAAUCUUUUACGUAAUUAUUUUCGACAAGACCUAGUAUCAACAACAAGAAAUGAUGGACAAUCAUUAUAUACAGUACAACGUCAAAUGACAAUAGGACAGAAUAACGAAUAA